UUUGUUAGCUUCCUGGUUCUUGUUUCCGGCGACCAUUUUCUAUGUUUACAAACAACAAAACUGAGGAAAAUCUAUCAACAUCGGCGUAAUUAUCAGUUGUCAGAUAAAUUCUGACCAUUCUAUCCAUGAUACAAAGUAGCAGGAAUUUUAUAUCUACUCAUAUUUGCCAAGUAUAUGCAGAAUGAGCUUUUUAUUUGGAGGCCGAAGCAACAAGACCUUCAAGCCCAAAAAGAACAUUCCUGAAGGCACGCAUCAGUAUGACUUGAUGAAACAUGCCGCUGUCACACUGGGCAGCGGAAAUCUACGACAGGCUGUCAUGUUACCGGAGGGGGAGGAUCUCAAUGAAUGGGUGGCGGUCAAUACUGUAGAUUUCUUCAAUCAAAUAAACAUGUUGUAUGGAACCAUCACAGAGUUCUGUAUAGAAGAGACCUGCCCAGUGAUGUCAGCCGGACCAAAAUAUGAGUAUCACUGGGCAGACGGGCAGACAGUCAAAAAGCCCAUCAAGUGCUCGGCACCAAAAUAUAUUGAUUAUCUCAUGUCAUGGGUCCAAGACCAACUCGAUGAUGAAAACCUGUUCCCUUCAAAGAUUGGUGUGCCAUUUCCGAAAAAUUUCCUCUCAAUUGCCAAAACGAUACUGAAAAGACUGUUUCGUGUGUACGCCCACAUCUACCACCAACACUUCAAGGAGGUGGUGCAGCUCAGUGAGGAGGCCCACCUCAACACCUCCUUCAAGCACUUCAUCUACUUUGUCCAGGAGUUCAACCUGAUCGAACGACGGGAGCUGGCACCACUCCAAGAACUCAUUGACAAGCUGACCAGCAAGGACCGCUAGUGGGGGGGUCGCGUUGUGACCCACGCCAUAUCCAAAAUGUGUGACAGGACUAGUCGAAUCAGAACUUACAAAACUAAUUAUUCUGUGAGGACAUCUGGGAUCUGGACAUUUCCUGCAGGGAAUAUGUUAUGAAAUUUUAUUGCUGAAUUAUUUUUCUUUCUUUUACUAUUCUCCUUUACUAGGUAUUAAAACCAUUUUAUUAUAUAUUUUUCCUGUCUUUUUAUGUAUGUUUUGCUAUUAUUUUACUCAUUUUCAUUUCCAUUCUUGUCAAAAGAAACAAAAGCGUAUGUUGAUUUUUUUUACCACAACCCCCUUCCCUUCUGCCCACAUAGAUGUAUAUAAUGCUUCACAGAUUUCAAUUGUUUAUUUUGUGAACUGGAUCAACAGAUGAUAUCGUAUGCAUUACAAGUCUCAUUAAAUGCUUGUUAUUUUUGUAUUGUGUCAGAUAUGCUAUAAAUAUGGCAAGAUUGUCUUAGUUUUACAGCCAUUUGAUGUACACUGUAUAGAGAACUGCCCAGAAUGUUUAACACAUACAAUGUAAUUGCAUAUUUUAUGGUAAAAACUUGUAAUUUGUUCAUCAUUCUUCUUGUAAAAUUGAUCAUUUUCAGUUUUUAAACUUUAAGAGAGGGGACAACCUUUCUCAGUUUUAAAUGUCAUUAUAUGAAAAGGCAUUCAAGUUCUCUGAUGAUAUGACUCAGUAUAACAGUGUGUUCUUGCCCCUUCCCCAGAAAAUUAAGGUGGAUUAUUUUUAGUAUGUAUUUUUGCAUGAAUAUCGGUACAUAUAUCCAAACAAUAUCAAAUACUUAGUCAUCGAAAAACUUAGAUACUUCAAAAAACAAUGCUAUUUUAGUUUUUUUUCAAUUUUUUUUUUAGAGUGCAAGGAUGACUGUGAUAAAAAUUUAUGCAUGAAAUAUGUACAUGUAGUUAGGGUCACAAAAGGUAUUGUUUUUGUGUAUGUUUUUUUUUGGUCUUUUUUUUUCUUUGUCAAGGCUUAUCAAGGUGCUGGAGGUGAAAGACCACAAGCUCUCAAUAUAUAAAUCACCUAAACUCGUGCAUGUAUUCACAAAUUUGAUUUGCAUGUUACCAAUUAAGUUUUAAAUGUACGUUUGUAUUUUGAUUUUGUUCCCAUUUCUGAAUUCAGAUGUGAAGAAAAGAAUAUACUCACUUUUUUGUUAACCCAUGUAUUCUACACAAUGAAUUUGUCCUGUAUUUCGUGUGGUUUAAGUGCUAGUGACCAGAGGGUGCUUCUAGAGAGGUCACUUAUUAAGAUGUGGAUCAUCAUUCAUGGCCUUCAAAGUCUUAACUGCUAAUUAGUCAAUAGUGCAAUAAGUUUUAACUUGUAUGGAGAGGCUUUUAGAUAUUAAGACUGUGACUGUAAAUAAAUGUAGAUUGCUUGUUAAUAAGAUAUGAUUUAAAUGCGUAAUAACUGAGAAAUCCCUAAUUUUUAUUUCAUGUCUCUAUGAUACAUCGUCUUUCAAAAGUCAAGGUUGGGUUUUAUAAUUUUUUGGAACUUUGUUUUCAUAUUAGAUGAUGUUUGCAUUUAAUUAGCUGGGAAUGUAGUUCUCUCCAAUUUAUAGUAGAUAAAUGUACAAGUUCCUUAAUUGAUGGGAUUCAGUUUAGUUUUAUGUAAAGUCAUGCAAGUUAAGGUUAUAAAAUUACACUAGCAAAUUUCAUUUUUGACAAAAGAAGCAAGUUUUAUGCCAAAAAUAUAAUUUAUGUCAUGGCACUUGUUUAUAUCAUUGUUAUUAAUGUAGAUACAUGUAAGAAACAUGAUCCCACAUUAAAUCAUACAAAACUUAAA
Molecule: messenger RNA, 2633 nt
Organism: Saccostrea cuccullata (small rock oyster)
Lineage: Eukaryota; Metazoa; Mollusca; Bivalvia; Ostreida; Ostreidae
Product: MOB kinase activator 1B
Exons: 4
Coding region: 182-832 (216 amino acids)
Biological process (GO): positive regulation of protein phosphorylation; hippo signaling
Cellular component (GO): cytoplasm; nucleus
Molecular function (GO): protein kinase activator activity
Source: RefSeq, a predicted model, not a curated record